Molecule: messenger RNA, 851 nt
Organism: Erinaceus europaeus (western European hedgehog)
Lineage: Eukaryota; Metazoa; Chordata; Mammalia; Eulipotyphla; Erinaceidae
Gene: ORMDL1
Product: ORMDL sphingolipid biosynthesis regulator 1
Exons: 2
Coding region: 260-544 (94 amino acids)
Biological process (GO): intracellular sphingolipid homeostasis; negative regulation of ceramide biosynthetic process; ceramide metabolic process
Cellular component (GO): endoplasmic reticulum membrane
Source: RefSeq, a predicted model, not a curated record
AAUUUUUUAAGAAAUAAGAACAGGUUGCUUUUGGCUCACUUUUUAUUGGAUUUUCAGCAAAUAAUAUUUAUAGGACCCUAAAUGCCUUUAUUUUACUAUCCCAUAAUGGCCACAGUCUUUACACAAUUAUAUGACAGCCUCAAACUUGGCCUGUUAAGUGAAGUCACAUUUUCUGUCAGAAUAUGGACGUUCUUAAGGCUUACUGACAAGGUUAAUUUUGCAUUUUAUUUUGAUUGUAUAGUCGCUUGUUUUCCAGGGGAUGUAUGUAUUUCUGCAUGCAGUCAAAGGAACACCUUUUGAAACUCCUGACCAGGGGAAAGCAAGACCCCUGACUCACUGGGAACAGCUGGACGAUGGAGUACAGUUCACAUCUUCACGGAAGUUUCUCACAAUUUCUCCAAUAAUCCUAUAUUUUCUGGCAAGUUUCUAUACGAAAUAUGAUCCAACUCACUUCAUCCUAAACACAGCUUCUCUCCUGAGUGUGCUAAUUCCCAAAAUGCCACAGCUACACGGUGUUCGGAUCUUUGGAAUUAAUAAGUACUGAAGUGUUUUGACACUGGACAAAGUUGUUUUCAGCUGAGUUUCCUGCAAGGAAGGAAUGCUAGUCAACUGCACUGUUUCUGUGACAAUGUGAAAUACAGCCUUUCCGUGGGAGAACUGAGCACUGGCUCUUCAUAGGCUGUUUGGAAGUGCAGACCUUGGCUAAAAGGCGCUUUAAUGUUUAAUGCAUCUCAUGGAUUGUUGAAGAGAGGCUGCAUUGUUAGGCUGGGCAGGCCCAGCGUAAGAUGUAAAUGACUAUGAUAUGAGGGGAAAAUAGACACAUUCAAGGAAAUAAAGAGAUUUUGAAGAAA